Molecule: messenger RNA, 1533 nt
Organism: Paramecium tetraurelia
Lineage: Eukaryota; Ciliophora; Oligohymenophorea; Peniculida; Parameciidae
Exons: 3
Biological process (GO): protein modification process
Source: RefSeq, a predicted model, not a curated record
AUGAUUCUACCCUAAUUAAAAGUGAAGGAUCUUCAACAGAUUGAUUCAGCUCGUUACAUGAGAUUCAUGUAAAAUUAAAUAGCGGUGAUGCUUCAAUUAAAUAAUCCAAAAAAAUUAGCAAUGGCCUAACCAUCCAAGUAUAUUGAGCUCAAGGAUUCAUCAAAACUAACUCAAUCACUCGUCGUCUCUAAGGGAGCAAAAAGUAGUGAUUAAAAGAAGGUUGUAUUAUUGCCAACCUUAAUCCAAAAUUAUUACAUAUACUAUUUAGGAACUGGUAACAACCACUAAGUAGUUCAAAGGGUGCUCUCUAAACGAAAUGAAUGGAUGUUCACAACCAAUAAGAAUGAUUCAUCAAUAAAUUUUAGGUGGUCAUUGUAUUCAAAAGGGUAUUAGUAUGAUAAACUUGUAUCAGGCAAUAAGGUCAAGUAGGCAGUCAAUCAUUUUGAGUUUCAUUCAGAAAUAUCAUAGAAAAGCUAUCUCUUUAAGAAUCUCCAACAUUAUUGUGAAGAAAACCAAAUAGAUAUCAUGACUUUCGUUCCUUUAACCUUCGUUUUAGAUUUCACUAACGAAAAGGCAGAUAUGAGUUUAUUACAAUUUCUUUAAUAUUACGAAAGCAAUGCUCCCUCAUCUAUUAAAUUGAACGAUACGCAGAAUAAAUUUUAUAGUAUAAGACGUUAUCUCAACACUUACAUGCAAAUAACUGAUAAGUUUGUUUAAAUUAACAAAUCUAAGAUCCCUAGUACCUUCUUAGGCAAUGAUUACUUAUGGAUUUUGAAGCCAACACAAUAUAAUUGUGGAAGAGGUAUACAUGUGAUCAAAGAUUUGGAUUAAAUGGCUCAUCUGCUUAAUCAAUAUAUCACUGGCAAGCAAUAAAAGAAGGAUGGCAAAAUCAUUAGAUCAAAAUAAAUUGUCAUUCAAAAAUAUUUGGAAAAACCAUUAUUAAUUAAUAAUCGCAAAUUUGAUAUCAGAGUCUGGGGAUUACUGAACUCAGAUCUUGAAUUCUUUUUUUUCGAACAAGGAUAUAUCAGAAUGGCAUCUGAAGAAUACACUACCAAGGAUGUAUAAAAUUAAUAUGUGCACUUAACCAAUAAUGCUAUAUAAAAGCAGAGUCCAAAUUAUGGGAAAUUGGAAGAUGGAAAUCAGUUAUCAUUUGAUUAAGCAGCAGCAUACUUUAAAAGUAAAGGAGACUUCUACAAAUUGAUAGUAGAGAAUAUUAAACAAAUUUCUCUUAGGGCAUUCCAAUCGACUAGAAAGAAAAUCAAUUUUUUCGGAAGGAGAUACUGUUUCGAGAUAUUUGGAUUAGACUAUAUGAUAGAUGAUGAUUUUAAGGUUUGGCUUAUUGAAAUUAACUCAAAUCCUUGUUUAGAAGAAUCCAGUCAAUUACUGUAAGGACUUAUUCCUCGAAUGCUUGAUGAUGCAUUUUCAUUGACUUUGGAUCAUUUAUUUCCAGUUACUAAAAAGUAGAUUGUUUUUUCUGUCCCAAAUUAUUCGGAUAAUCACAAUAUGUGGCAAUGGCUAGGCAAUUUGUUUUGA